Messenger RNA from Knipowitschia caucasica, 375 nucleotides. The record is from the annotation of a GenBank genome assembly. NCBI's taxonomy places the organism in Eukaryota, Metazoa, Chordata, Actinopteri, Gobiiformes, Gobiidae.
AUGACGGAGGUCCCCGGAACAUCCAGUGAGACCAUAACGGAGACGGUACAGACCGAUACCCCGCCGCCGCCACAGCAGGAGGGUCGCAGUCUGACGAUCAAACUCCGGAAGAGGAAGACUGAAAAGAAAGUGGAAUGGUCCAGUGACACUGUAGACAAUGAGCACCUGGGCAGGAGGUCUUCCAAGUGUUGCUGUAUCUACGAGAAGCCGCGGCAGUUCGGAGAGUCGUCUUCAGAGAGCGAGGGUGAAGACGACGACGAAGGCUGUGGCAGUGCGCACUGCAUCAUGGGACAUGGCAGGAGGGACCACGGGCACACGGGCACCACAGGCGCCAGCUCCACACCCCCCAACUCCGGAGGGACACACGCACACUGA